This is a messenger RNA of Amorphotheca resinae ATCC 22711, 923 nucleotides long. RefSeq lists its product as hypothetical. The coding region runs from base 154 to 450 and encodes 98 amino acids. The transcript has a single exon. NCBI's taxonomy places the organism in Eukaryota, Fungi, Ascomycota, Leotiomycetes, Helotiales, Amorphothecaceae. The record is from RefSeq and is a predicted model, not a curated record.
CUGUCUUCCGGCAUCCCGCCCGUUCUGGCUGGGAAACUCAAAUCAACCAUCACCUCACCUGGGGCACUGGCCCGAUAACCAUGUGGGAAUACUCCAGUCCCCUAUCGGAAUCAAACGUUACAUGAACGAUGGGUGAUUGGAAGUCCAUUCCCUAUGUACAGUACCGUCCCGCGGCACAUGCUCGCACAGAUGCACACACUUCUCUCUCGCGUCGCGGCCCGACCGGUGCUGAAGAUUUCACACGUCGUCCCGGCCUUGCGCUUCCAUUCGACACUCCUCGCCCCUCAACACACAGACCUCAAGACUCCUGACCUUCCAUGCGUCCUUCUACAGGUCUCAAAUAUAUGGCCCAGCCAGCCAGCCCUGAAUCUUGAUCGAGUCUUUCUUCACACCCUCUCCUCCACCAGUCCUGUCUCACAGAGAAACAGCUCGACAGGGAAUCCCGCAUGAGCUUUCAAUCAUGUGAGGGCCGCUGUGUUGCGCCCUUCUCGUGGCAAUUGGCCGGAGACCUCGUGAGAAGCUUUGACUGUCAUACCUGUGAGAGGACCUAAAGGCUAAGGAUGGAUCCCUCUCCUCCACAUACGUAGGCUGGAGCGUGGCGGCCGUUGUACGUAGUCCGGCCGUGCGAGUUGCUUCAUUUUCGUGAGGGUUCGCCGCACAUGUGGAUGCGGAGAGAAGGCAUGGUAGCCAAUACCUCUGCUUUGCGGGCAUAAGCGGGCAGGCGUGAAGUCUCGUGGACACUUCCCCAUGCCCCGAAUCCUUCCUUUUCUCUAGCUGGAUUUUCAAGCCUGCAGGAUCUUGAUUAUGGUUACGAAGGACAAGAAUAAUGGGCAUGAAAUGCUGUGGAGAAUUGGUCAUCCUGGGCCCAAUGGAUCCCGGGAUUGACUGAUUCCAAUUCUCAUAUUCAAAAAAAACUCGUCUCG